Molecule: messenger RNA, 1328 nt
Organism: Vitis riparia (riverbank grape)
Lineage: Eukaryota; Viridiplantae; Streptophyta; Magnoliopsida; Vitales; Vitaceae
Product: subtilisin-like protease SBT1.7
Exons: 1
Coding region: 8-487 (159 amino acids)
Biological process (GO): proteolysis
Molecular function (GO): serine-type endopeptidase activity
Source: RefSeq, a predicted model, not a curated record
GAGAAGAAUGACCCCAAGAGCUCAUGUAGCAAUGUAUAAGGUGAUAUGGUAUGCUGGGGGCUAUGCAUCAGAUGUUCUUGCUACCAUAUCGUUGUCUCUGGGCAUAGGUGGACUUCCAUUAUAUAAGGAACCUGUCCCUAUGGCAACAUUUGCAGGUAUGGAGAAGGGUGGUAUUUUUGUUGCAUCAUCAGCUGGAAAUCAAGGUCCAUGGCCUGGGACUCUGCACGCUGGAGUACCAUGGCUAUUAGAUGUGCCUGCUGGCACCAUAGACCACGACUGCAUUGCAGUUGUAGCUCUUGGAAAUGGAGUUUCAAUCAUUGGGGGCAUCACUCUACCAUGGAAACUGAUCUAUUGCCGAAGCCUGACCAUAUGGCUCAAACCAGUCCGGUUUCAGAGUUCGGUUAAAAGCACCUGUUUAGUAAAUUCAACAUCAUUUCCAGAACAUCCAUGGCAUGUCCUCAUGCGGCUGGACACAAGGCCCUUUUGAUGGCGGCACACCCCAGAUGGAGCCCUGCUGUUGUUUAAUCCGCCCUGAUGACCACAGCCGACACGAGUGACAGUACACUAAACUACAUCAAGUAUAUUGGAGAUCAGAGUAAGUAUGCGCUAGUCCUCUAGCCAUGGGAUCCGUCUGGCAAUGGACCCUUGGACUCAUAUAUGACAUAACUUCAGACGACUAUGGGAGGCUCCUCUGUGGUUUAACUUUUAAGUUAUUCCAUCAGGCAAAUUCAGAUCAUUACAUGCAUCUUCAGACACAAAAAUUGUGAAAAAUUUUCAUAGAAAGGUGGCUAACAAGGGAGAUGGAAGAUCAUCUAACAGUGCAACGUUGGCUCCAUUGACUGGUUUUCAGGCGCUUCCAAGCACUUCAGUUUUCAGUCACAAGUAUGAGCAGAAAGGUGCAAACUAAGUAUAGAGGGACCAAGACUCAAAGAAAGAAGUGCCGGUUCAUGGAUCGCUUAGUUGUGUGGAAACUGAAGGCACACAUGCGGUCAUCGGAAGUCCUAUAGUGGCUAGCAGCCUCAGUUCACAACCUUAUUAAUCCUCAACAAAGCAACCCACACUUAAGCUGAUUUAAUGCAUAUUUUUUAUAAGAGCAUGAUUUAAUUAUCAUAAAGUAAGGUAUUGAUGUCAUAGGAAUGAGGACCAAACAAGUUUUGAAGUCAUUGUGUACUGUUGUGGGGUCGAAGUAAAUAUGAUGAGCAAUGCCCAAUUUUAGAGUAACUCCCCCAUAAAGGAAAAGAAAAUUUUCACAGAUUGCAUGUGACUUUCUGUGCAGUUUCAUAUUGAAUUUGUGAUUGAAGAAUUUGGACUCCAGCGCCAUCACACUC